Molecule: messenger RNA, 1932 nt
Organism: Hyaloperonospora brassicae
Lineage: Eukaryota; Oomycota; Peronosporomycetes; Peronosporales; Peronosporaceae
Source: the annotation of a GenBank genome assembly
AUGCGCAACACAAACACCUUUGGCGAUAGUCUACGCAGCCAGAGCUCUGUGCAGCUCAUGGGCUUCAUUGACAAGUGCGUGCGCGUAGAUGUAAAGGAGACGACAGACGAAGAGGAGCUGCGCAUUCGUGGCUACGAGACGCUGUUGGAAGCAAGCACAGCUGUAUUAUCCUGCAUUCAAGUCCUGCGUCGGAUCAUCCGGGAGCAUACGUAUGGCCGAAUGGGACGCGAGCUGCAGCAUUUGUCGCUGACAGUUGCAUCAUUUGAGCGCGUGCUGUACACUUUUAUAAAAGAGGAGAUCGUCAUGGCGUCGAAGCACUAUGCGAGUCGUCCGUCGGUGGAUUUUCGUGCUAAAACUGCGUUAAAAGAUAUCAUCCCAUUGAUCCCAACGGACGAGCGGUACACAAUUCUGUCAGGUGGAGUGGCGUCGCUCUUACGACACGCUACCAAGUCGCUUGAAGAAACUCACCAGGUACUUAAAGAGCUACAGUCUGGAUACCAUCCCGAUCGAGAGAAGCAGUGGUCAAGGACCUCGGUUUUUCUAUUCGUGACAGUUCUAUUUCUACUGAGGAGGUUUCGCAUGCGCACGUCGUUCCGACAUUUCUUGCAGCAAGUCUUGCCGAACCGGCACAUGAUUAAGUGGGCAGUGCUGCUGGUGAUUGCUGGUGACUAUUGGAAUCGAGCCAUGUAUCGCUUUUCAAAUUUGAGACGAAUCAAGGUGCACCAUGCGCGCGUGCUGAUGGCAUUACGACUGUUUCUGCUGUGCCAGCACGUGCUACAACGCGCGCGGCCUAUCAGCAAUGCGUCCGACCAUCGACUUUUGAUUGAUAGCCCAAUGGAGGCGGACAUCGAUGAUGACCUAAAAAACGCGACCACGCUGCUGGUUGAGCGAGUGCCAUUACCUGCUGAGUUUUACGAUCGAUCUUCAGAGCCGUGGGGAUUUACCGUUUUCAAAAUCGGUACUAAUGUCCUAACUGCGUCCAGCGCUUUUGCGCAUUCAGUUUUGGGGACGCAGAACAAGGUUCUGCUAAAAUUUCUUGGCCUCCCACUUCUUGUGAUGGCGAUACCUUACUACGCGAUACGUAGUUCGAAAGCAGCACGGUACACAACACGUACGCUAAUUGACCAACCUAAUGUCGAAGUGAUUCGGAUGGGCUGGCAAGUAUUUGGCGAGUCCCGACUGCGCUCGGUCAAUGGACUCCGUGAAGGCUGGGACGUGGACAAAUGCAUGCACACCGUUGACUUCCCGAAUGACUAUUACAACUUAACACGUUGGGCACGUGUGCUGGGUGCUGUCAUCGUCUACGUCGAUUACGGUCUUGCACCCGAGAUUCAAUACCCGCACUCCAUGAAUCAAUGCUACACUGUGUACAAAUGGAUUCUCACCGGUGGACUAGGAUUCCAGCCCGGCAAGAUUGCGCUGUUUGGCGAAAGUGCUGGUGCCAAUAUGGGAGCAGCACUUUGCAUUCGAUGCAUCCAAGAUGGCAUGACCCUGCCAAGUGGAAACGUGUUCAUGUUUCCGGCUCUCAAUUUGCACUUGUCUCCAUCGCCGUCGCGUUUUAUUCACCAAAAUGACCCGGUGCUGCCGCGCGGCAUUCUUGAGCUAGCGCUCACGUCGUACUACCCUUCACAUGGGCAUUUGAAUCAGUACAAGCUCAACAUCCAUGACCCGUGCGUGUCUCCUGGACUGGCCGAAGAUUCAUUACUGAAAAUGUUUCCUCCAACGUCGCUUGUGGUCGGAGACCUGGAUCCAUUGCUGGAUGAUAGUGUCGACUUUUACACGCGGCUUUCUUUUCUGAAGGUGCAAUCCAGUUUGAAGAUUUACGCGGGACUUUCACAUGGUUUCCUGAUAUACGGUGAUUUAGUUCCGGAAGCGCAAAAGGCAAUCGAUGAGACUUGUGAGCGUGUGCAAAAUUGUCUUCGGUUGCGCUGA